This is a messenger RNA of Beta vulgaris subsp. vulgaris (sugar beet), 2216 nucleotides long. RefSeq names its product vicilin Cor a 11.0101. The transcript is spliced from 7 exons. The coding region runs from base 140 to 1963 and encodes 607 amino acids. Lineage: Eukaryota; Viridiplantae; Streptophyta; Magnoliopsida; Caryophyllales; Amaranthaceae. The record is from RefSeq and is a predicted model, not a curated record.
UGAAAUUGAAACAUAUCCCAAUCUUAGGACUAUCCUAUGUCUGAGCUUAUCCGUAGUCCACUUUCCUUCUAUAUAUAAAUUUCUCCAUGAAAAAAUCCCAUCACAAAACCAAAUAAUCAAUACUAAAAAACUCGUUACAAUGAAGCUUGGAGCGAACUCUUCAUUACCACUCUUAUUAACAUUAUCACUGGUCCUACUUGCUUUUGCUUCCGUCUCACAGGCCACCGACGAGCUGAAUAAGGACCCGACGCAGUCGCAGACGUGCGAGCAGCGAUGUCAAAGACAACAGCCGUAUUUCGAAGAGCAUCUGUGCAGGCAAAAAUGCGAGGAAGAGGAGAGACAAAGAGGAGGUGGAAGACAAGAUAAUGUGCAGGUCAUGGAUGUAAUCCCAAAUGUAGUAGGAGAUGCACAGGAGGAGUAUGAGCGAUUUCAAGAAACGUGCCAGGGCUCGGGUAAAGAGCAGUGGCAGUGCCAAAGGAAGUGUCAGGAUGAAUACGAGGCCGCGACGGAGAGAGAAAGGGAAAGAGGCCGGGGCCAUGAUGAGCAUCAUCAUCACGGUGGAGGAGGAAGGUACCCACAACCACGAGAACAUGAUUACACACAUUGUCUGCGGGAAUGUGAGGACAGGGAGGAAGGUUUUCCCAGGCAAAGGCAAUGCAAAUUACAUUGUGAACAGGAAUUUGGUCGUCAUAGGGAGAGACACAGGCGUAGAGAGGGUGAUCGAGGCCGUCGAAAAGGAUAUAAUAACCAUCACAAGACCAAACAACAGCGUGAGAGUGAUAAUCCUUACUACUUUGACUCCCAAAGUUUUGAGUCUCGCUACUCAACUCAAGAAGGACAAAUGAGGGUACUCCAAAGGUUUUCAGAGAAGUCAGACCUCCUGCUUGGAAUGGACAAAUUCAGGGUUGGCAUUUAUGAGGCAAAUCCUAAGACUUUCAUGCUUCCUCACCAUUGGGAUGCUGACUCAGUUGUCUUCGUCAUGAAAGGAAACGCCGUUGUGACACUUUUGAAGCAAGAAAAUCGCAAGACCCUCAAUCUAGAACGUGGCGAUGUGCUGAUGAUUCCUGCUGGCACAACUACCUACUUAAUUAAUAGUCAUAACGAUGAGAAGCUGGAAAUAGCAGAGCUAUUACGCCCUGUUAAUACUCCUGGUCGUUAUCAGCAAUUUUUCGGCGUAGGUGGUGAACAGUCGAAAUCUUUCUUCACUAGCUUCAGUACAGAAAUCCUCCAAGCCGCACUCAAUAUACCAAGGGAACAACUCCAGAAACUGUUAGCGCAACAGAAGGAAGGGGCAAUCAUCAAAGCCAGUCACGAGCAAGUGAGAGCAUUAGCCCAUAAAACGUCUAGGAGACAAUUUGGAGAUUCCAGAGGCCAAAUCAAUUUGCUGGAUGGAAGACCGCAACUGUCCAAUAAACACGGGGAGUUCUUUGAGGUCACUCCGAAUGAGUAUCAACAGCUCGAAGAUCUUGAUAUCUCAGUGGCUUAUCUUGACAUCAAACAGGGAUCAAUGAUGGCACCGCACUAUAAUUCUCGCACAAGCUAUGUUGUGUUGGUGGAGGAAGGGAGUGGAUACUUUGAAAUCGCAUGCCCACACUUAGCAAGCGAAAGAAAUAAGAAGCAACGAGGUGGCAGCCAGAGUUACGAGAAAGUCAGGUCACACUUGUCAAAGGGCGACGUCUUUGUUGUUCCGGCUGGACAUCCAGUUGCUAUAGUUGCAUCAGAAAACAAGAACCUGAGAGCCAUAGGGUUUGGUAUUAAUGCUCUAAACAACCAAAGAAACUUCCUUGCAGGGCAAGACAACAUAGUAAACCAGCUCGACGAAGAGGCAAUGGAGAUGUCUUUCAAUUUGCCGGCAAGAGAAAUGGAGGAGAUGUUUCAGAAACAGAGGCGAUCUUAUUUCAUGGCUGGGCCACAACGACAGCGGAAUGCCCUGCUGUCAGCUUUGGAUUUUGCUGGGUUCUAGGGGAUCGUUGGUCGGCAUUAGAGUUGGGAAAUGUGAAAACGUAAAAUUGAAGAAUAAGCUUGACGAGUAGAAUUUCCCUACUGUAAAAUAAAUAUUACUGUACUGUAAUGGUUCGCAGUUGGCUAAUUUUGUUUGAGCAGUCUUCCAGUGUCACCUGGGAUAUAUAGCACUAUUAUGUCCCGAGUAAAACAGGAACUGAGAAUUUCUUUGAAGAGUUUCUAAAAUCUAGUAGAUGAAGAAAGAUCAAUUUGAA